AUGACUAUACAACAUAGUCAAAAACCAAAUGAUUUCUAUGGUGUUAUUAAUAAUGAUGAUAAUGAUGCUGAUGAUUCAACUCUUAGCAGUAAUAAUAAUUAUCAAAGAUAUUUGAGUGAACAAUCAUUCAAUCCAUAUCAACAUGAACUAAUCAAAUAUCCUAAUAGUAUUACAUAUAAACGUGGUCCAGCUCCCUUAGCAACAUCAUUUAGAAAUUCACCAUCAUUUUCAUUUAAUGGUGAUAUGCGUUCAAUUUCUAAUUUAAGACAUAUGAUGUCUGGUGCUAAUCCAUUAACAGCAUUUGGGUAA
Messenger RNA from Schistosoma mattheei, 309 nucleotides. NCBI's taxonomy places the organism in Eukaryota, Metazoa, Platyhelminthes, Trematoda, Strigeidida, Schistosomatidae. The record is from the annotation of a GenBank genome assembly.